CGACGCGCGUUGUUUCUCCUAAAAAUUAUUGUAAAACGCCGGAGUCUACGCGAUCUACAAGCGCAGUAAACAUGUUUUCGUGAAUAAAGUCAAGUUCGCCGAUACGCCGACAAGUGGGUUAUCAAAAAUUUACAUUAUUCGCUGUUACCGCGAGGAAAAUCAUAUGAUUCCGCGAACAAAAUGUAUAAGUUUUUGUGCAAGUUGUUUAAGAAAAAAACUGUACGUGAAACUAACGUGACUUUGAUUAGGUUUAAGAAGAAAAAAGAGAAGAUUUUUAAGUAUAAACUUAGGGGCAGGAGGAUCUCUAUCAUGUUGGAUGUUACGUUGAGCAAGCUAGAGGGUUCUUUAGGAUUCAGUAUUAUUGGAGGCACGGACCAUUCAAGUAUUCCCUUUGGGGCCAAGGAACCUGGCAUUUUUAUUUCACAUAUGGUACCUGGUGGUACAGCAGCCAAGAGCGGUAAACUAAGGGUAGGCGAUCGAAUCCUGAAAGUCAACGGCACCGAUGUUACGCAUGCCACUCACCAGGAGGCAGUCAUGGAACUUUUGAGACCUGGAGACCAUAUCACACUCACUAUUCGACACGAUCCUUUACCUGAUGGCUACCAAGAUUUGAUUAUCGAAAAAGGAGAAAAUGAGAAACUUGGUAUGCAUAUAAAGGGCGGUCUCCAAGGUCAGAGAGGGAACCCUCUAGAUAGAUCAGAUGAGGGUGUCUUUGUCUCCAAAAUUAACUCAGUUGGAGCUGCAAGACGAGAUGGAAGACUCAAAGCUGGCAUGAGAUUAUUGGAAGUCAACGGAAAAUCUUUAUUAGGUGCCACGCAUCAAGAGGCUGUCAAUGCUCUCAGAGCUUGCGGGAAUAGAAUACAACUUGUUGUCUGCAAAGGUUACGAUAGAGGAGAAGUAGACAAAGCAGUUGCAGAAGGCAGAUUGACCAGAGGUGGAUCUAUAAGUAGUAGAUCGCAAAGCGUUAGUUCUUUAGAUGUUCCUGAUGAAGACAGCCAACAGGAGCAAAAAUUGAGGUCCGAACUAAUGCAAUUUGAGAAAGAAGAAGCAGAGAAAAGACUGCAACCGAUUUAUCAAAGCGAAGAGGAGUUUUCUAUAGUAGAAGCCAAACCCCCUUCGCCAGCCGAUAAGGUGUUGGACGUGGUCCGAGCCGUGGAAACGUUAGCCCACGGCCCAAUGGAGAACUCAGUUCCCCCAAAAUCCCCCACUUCCGAAUUGAAAACGACCACAAUAGUGAUGAGCAAGCACACCUUGGCACCUCAGCAGACAUCGGAGUUAGUGCAUGCUGCCACCUUACCAAAAUCUGCGAAACCUAGUACCGAGGUUGACACAGGAACUUUGCCGCAUACCACAGAAGGUUUCUCCAAGAGUCACACCACAGAAACACAGACACCUGAUGAUCCAUCUUUGAUCACACCUUCCCCGCAAUCAUUUGACACCUUACCAGAGACUUUAAAACAUACGACUGAAGGUUCUUCUACGAGCCAUUCCAUAAAAACUCAACCACCUGAUGAGCCAUCUUUCGUCACCCCUUUUGACACCCUACCUAAUUCUUCAAAACCUAGUACCAGACUUGACACGGAAGGGUCUUUUGAGAGUCACUUCAAUAAAAUACAAACAGGUGACCAACAUUACAUUCCUCCUCCACAGUGUUUUGAUACAACACGCCUUCCUGCACCUUCAGGAAGUGUCGCUGUAUCUAUCCAGGGUCCAACAAUGAGCACUGGGUACCCUAUGGAUCGGUAUGGCAUGAUGUCUCCUCCUCCUCAUCAACAAGUUGAGAUCAAUGUAUAUAACCACACGAUGCCUCAGCAUCAACAUCCUCCGUAUCAAAAUGUAUAUAGUCCGUACUAUCAACCUCUACCCCCUCUAGCACCCCUGAUUGUAUCAGCUCCACAUGUCUAUGGGGUGCCAGCACCUCCUCCAUUAUUGAGCUUCUCUGGGCUACCUCCACCUCAAUCUUCAAACCAGGACACUUUACUUCGACCUCAACCUUUCAAAGGUUCUGAUUUACCGCCGCCCCUACCUUCUAGUUGUCCUCCACCAUUACCAAAAUCUCCUCCACCUCCCUUGCAACAAAUAGUAGACCAAAUCUUGCCCCCUCCUGUUACCUCAGAGGGUGAAGUUCAAAAUGGAGAAUUAAAAAUAGAACAAACCACAGUAUCAGAAAAAGAACAGAACUACCUAGCUGAUACCACAGCUUUGCCAGUGUAUGAAUUCGCUACAAAGAAAAUACCUUCAUCUGUUGAUCCAACGACUUCAAUAAGUACCCUCAUCUAAUUCAGAAGUACCAUCAACCUCAGCGCAAAGAGUAACUUCAUCUCUAGACCCAGCUCUUUCUAUAAAUACCUCAUUCAAUUCCGAAGUAACAUCUACUAGAGUAGAAAAGGAAACUUUAUCUUUUGACCCAGUUAACUCUAUAAGUACUUCAUCCAACUUCGAAGACCCAUCUGCGAAAGAUCAAAAAAUACCAUCAUGUCUUGACCCAUAUCAUUCUAUAAGUACUUCAUCUACGUUUGAAGUACCAUCUGCUAGAGUAGAAAAUGAAACUAACUUCGAAUUCCCAUCAGCUACAGCCCAAAAGCUACCAUCUUUGGAUCCAACCAAUUCUAUAAGUACUUCGCCCAGGUUUGAAGUAUUUUCACCUACAUCGAAAAAAGUACCUUCAUUGCAUCCUGCGAGUGUUCAAUUACCUUCUCCUACAAUAAUUCGUCCCCAGGUACCUCCUCCACCUGUUCCUUCUACAAAACCUGUCAAGAAGGUACCACCUCCUGUUCCCGAGAAGAAACCUGGUCUGAGGACGUUCAAAAGUGAAGAGAAAUUGUUGGAAGAUACACCAAAAAAUAGAUUCCUUAGUAAAGCUUCGCUCAAUACGCGACCUGUAUCUUUAGUUCUCUCGAAUAAGCAGAAUUUGACUUUUGGUAGUGGAACUUUGGGCAAGUUUGGUACUGUGGAAAAGCCCCCUCAUUCGCCAAAUAGCAAUCCUGCUCCAAAACAAUCAGUCAGUGAUAGAAAGAAAUUCUUCGAGACAGCUAUGGAAGAAAGUCAAAAACCCUCUAAGCCAGAAAAAGUAUUCAGUUACUUGAGCGCUGACGAGUUAGAGAAAUUGAGGGCCGAAGAAGAAAGGAAGAUAGCUUCUCUCACUAGAACGGAAGGGAGUUCUGCCAAUGAAUUAGAGCAUUCCGAAGGAGAGUCUACCACAGGAUCGCAACAUUCCAGACCAUCAUCAACUAUAGGCGUGGUUCGUACCGCCAAAGCGGAGCGCCGCCUCCGCGAGCAACGUCGUGCCGCCCGCGGGGGUGGUACAGCCAGCGGUGGGGAAGAAGCAGGCGGGGCAACGGACGACGAUGACGCCAUCUACGGAAAUAGCGGCGCACUAACCGCCGCGGAAGAAAGGGCACUCAGAGCCGAGAAACGUGCCGCGUGGAGAGCUGCGAGAUUGAAGAGCUUGGAACAGGAUGCGAUACAAGCGCAGAUGGUGAUCAAGAGCAUGACGGAUAUGGUGGGGGUGACGGCACCCGUAUUAGAUGAAGAUAAAAAAGGGGAAGAACAGAUCAGAGACAACGGGAAGGAAGUGCCUGAACCUGCAGUAGCGCCACUGCGGCCCUCUAGUGCCGACUUCCCGAAGCUGGCAGUACGCACGACACCCGUGGGCACCAAGGUGCGCGAGAGCGAAAAAGUACUAGGCGAGACGAUCACCAGAAAAACGGAAGAGUACGUGGACGAGACGACAGGCGAGAAGCGCGUGCGCACUGUCGAGUACGUCGAAAAGCUGAUUGAGAGAGAGGUAUAACCACAGCACACCCAGGGAUGUUGACGCGUAAACGCGUGCGGUUUGGCUUGCGUUACGUGCGUUUGCCGCUGCAUGACACUCUACUCUCCCUUCUUUAUAUGCACACACAGUCUGGUAGAACAAAUCCAAGAAAAAAUCGUGUCAUUGGAGCUGACGACACCCAAUCAAGAAGCAGCGAUGCCCAACGGUGACGGCAGUUCUGUCACGCCCACCAAAGAACUGGACACGCCCGCUAUGGAAGUCGACACACCUUCUGCUGAGGUAGACACUCCUUCCACUGAGGUGGACACGCCCAGUUCUCCAGAAAAGGAGGUGUCAAAAGAGGGCGGGGAAGAAGAAGAACAGGAUGAUGAGAGCGUUUCUGAACCUCCCACUCCCACUACUGAUCAGGAAAGAAGUCUUACAGAUGCAGUGGAAGGGGGUACUGGUAAAAAGAGACGGCGAAAACGACAGAAGAAAGGAAAACAUUAGGGUUGAUUUUGCCAUGGAUCUUUUAUUGCUUUGUUUUGGGCUGGGAAUUUUGAGUGAUUUGAUCUUUUUUUUUAAUACUGUGGUGCAAGAUUACGUAAUAAAGCCUUGUUUCAAAAUCUCAGUCUUUAACACAAAAAAUGUAAAGUUGAGGAUUAAAGUAUAAAUAAUUUGUUAUAAAAGAGCAAGCUGCUUGUUAUGUCUUUUUAGUAUUUAGACUGAUAGCUGCAUUUUUACGGAUUGAUAUGAAAUUAAGUUUGACUGAUAUUUGAGGACAAUAUGAAGCAAGCAGGUUGCCCUUCAAAGUGCCAAACUAAUCAGAAUCAGUUUUUUAAUAUACGGAAUUCAUGUUUAAGAGUGCCUUGAAUUUGGUCUGAGCUUAGAGUUAUUUGUUAGAUAAAUUUCGAGUCACUCAGAAUACCAGCAGCUUAAUGAAUUUCUCUGUCCGUAUAGACAUUUUUGGUAGAUUUUUUGUACCAAUUCCAAUUUUUCACUAUUCUUUUUUAAGUGACAUCACAUUGUUUCACCAGGGUGUGUGGGUUCUUUUAUAUCAUAAAUUUAACUAACAAAACCAUUUAAUGUAAGAAAGUAAUUUCUAAAUUAUUUUUUAUUGUACAAAAUAUUUAAAUAGUACAUAUUUUAUGUAUUUUAUUGAACAAUGUCGAUGUAUAUGAAUGUUUUUAUCCAAGGCUUUAGUAUAAUAUCUCUAUUCGGAAAAUACUGGCAGCUGUCAUAUUUUUUAUUAUUAUGAAUUUUACACUGUAUUUGGCUGCCUAGGGUUUCCUAGCGUUAUGUAAGGACAAUAUAACUGAAGUGCUUUGGAACAAGAGACUUAAAUUUUAAUAAAUAUAUACGUUUUUA
This is a messenger RNA of Acanthoscelides obtectus, 5122 nucleotides long. The record is from the annotation of a GenBank genome assembly. NCBI's taxonomy places the organism in Eukaryota, Metazoa, Arthropoda, Insecta, Coleoptera, Chrysomelidae.